AUGACAACCAAUAAUUCAAUUAAUAUUCCUACAGCAAAACAAAUUACUCUCCAAAUGAGAUUGCAAGAAAAACAACAAGAAUAUGAAAAUUUGUUAGUUUUGAAAAAAACUUCUCAGGAGUUGGUAAAUUACUUUGAUGCAUUGUCCUUGAAAUUUGAAGAAUUAAAUAGUGGAUGUGAAGGUGUUGCUAUGAUUCUUCGUAACUGGCAAACCGUUUUUAGAACACUUUUAUUAUCUGAAGAAGCUCAAUCACAGUCUCAAGAUGCCAAUCAUAUACCAACAUUAACGUUAAUACCAACUAGUAUGAACCCUUCUGAAAAACCAUGA
Messenger RNA from Dentiscutata erythropus, 327 nucleotides. The record is from the annotation of a GenBank genome assembly. NCBI's taxonomy places the organism in Eukaryota, Fungi, Glomeromycota, Glomeromycetes, Diversisporales, Gigasporaceae.